GUUGUCGAGGUUGUCGCGGCGCAACUGCGCGGACGUAUGUGAGCGCUGAGGAAAAGGACGUGCGCGAUGGAACAACCGCCGCGUCCCCCUUUCGCCCCCUUUCCUUUCGUGAAAGGACAACCAACUUGCAACCCCAGACACUCUCAGCAGCAUCGCUUCACAGGCACAGUGUGACGUCGAACGUUCACGCAGUAAGAUACCCACCGUCCGUGUUCUAGCGACCGAGUCAGCUUGACAGCGAUAAUGCGGGUUACAAGACUCCUCCGCCUCUGGAAACACCUAACCCUCUUCGUCCUCCUCCUCCUCGCCUACACUUACAUCCCCGACCCGGUCUUCGACACCGUCCAAUUCCUCCUCUCCCGCAAAUUCGGCCUCCUAGGCGGCAAACCCGCUCACGAGCGCACGGGGGACCUCGCGCCUUACCUACGAACUUGGAUGACACCUAUAGACGUACGGCGGCAGAUCGAUAGAUGUUCGUGGCGUAAUGAGACUGGGAGACCACCGCCGGUGCAGAGGAUACCCAAAUAUGUGCAUUUCGUCCGUGUGAUGGAUAGGGACGACUAUUUUGGUAUGAUGCACUACCUCGCCAUCCGCGCCGCGGUCGUCAACAUCAAGCCAGAGAAGGUGUUCUACCACCACCGCGGGCUACCGAGCGGGGAGUGGUGGGAUCGCGCUCGGGGGAUGAUCACCGACCUAACACCCACCGCAGACGUCAAGGAGAUAUUCGGGAAUAAAGUGGAACAGGGGGCGCAUAAAGCGGAUGUGAUCCGGCUGCGGGCCUUGCAGAAGUGGGGCGGGAUCUAUCUGGAUAUGGAUGUGAUUGUGACGAGGUCGUUUGAUCCGUUGUUGCAUCAUACGACUGUGUUGGGGAUUGAGGGGUUUAAGCCGUGGAUUGGGCUGUGUAAUGCGGUGAUUCUUACUGCACCGAAUGCGCCGUUUUUGAAAAGGUGGUAUGAUUCGUACCGCACGUUUGACGACUCGAAAUGGAGUGAUCAUUCUGUCAUCAUGCCCUACACACUCUCCAGAACAACCCCCGCCACCGACCUCUGCACCCUCCCCACAACUGCCUUCUUCUGGCCCGCCUACUGGCUCCCCCACAUCCAAUUCGUGCACGAAGAAGACGAAUGGGACUUCUACAACGACUUUCAGUACGCGGCGCACUUGUAUAACACCGGGUGGAAGUAUCUGAAGAACGCGACCCCGGAGUAUAUCAGGGGCACGAAUACGAGCUUUACCAGGCUGGUUAGGCCGUAUUUACCGGAUGAUGUUUAGAGUAGGGGUAGGGGUAGGGGCGUAUGUAGGCGUGGUUGGCAUAGAGAUUUAUGUCGAGGGAAGCAAUUUUGGGGAUUUUGAGGAUUGCCGGCGGUAUGGGAGCGGCGUAAUAGACAUCUUUUUUUUGGAAACGGGCUGACCCAAUACCCCUUCAUGCAUGUAAUAGGAUUCGAGAAAAUCACAGGCCAUCAAAAGCCCUGACUGAGUCUGUUCCAUCUGAAUAAUUCUCUCCAAACCUCGUC
This is a messenger RNA of Fimicolochytrium jonesii, 1514 nucleotides long. RefSeq lists its product as uncharacterized. NCBI's taxonomy places the organism in Eukaryota, Fungi, Chytridiomycota, Chytridiomycetes, Spizellomycetales, Powellomycetaceae. The coding region runs from base 244 to 1272 and encodes 342 amino acids. The record is from RefSeq and is a predicted model, not a curated record. The transcript is spliced from 3 exons.